AUGGCGAAAAAACAAUUAGAAGACUCUGCCGUUACGAAGAAAGUGCGAGGAAGACCCAAGGCAGCACCGUCCAAAGUUACAAAAACAAAAGCUCCGGCACGUCGCACCAGUGGAAGGUUAAACGAAAAGCCAACGCCAGAACCAUCGACCCAGGCGAAGAGAGGGAAAAGAAAUGUGUUGGUAGACAAGACUAAUGGGUCGAAGAGUGCUGAAAAGGAGAUGGAGCAAAUCGACGAGACAGGAGACGUCACUAUGGAGGAUGCAGCUUCGGGCGAUGAAUUAGAUGCUGAGGUUAUUGCGGUAAAGGAAUCCAAAGCCAAAGAUGCAAAGAAACCAGCUACGGCUCGAGGUAGAACUGCCAAAACGGUGGCUCCAGAACCAGACGUCGCAGAAGAAACUGUGGCACCCGUGGGCAAAAAAGGCCGACCUGGAAGAAAAGGGAAAGGAAAAGCACAGGAAGAGCCCGCACCCGAGCAACAAUCGCCAGAAAAGGUCAUUCAAGAAACCCAAGUACCAGAAGUGGAGAUGGAAACGGAAGUAGAUAUCGAAGAAUAUUCGAUACUUGAAAAUAGCAUACCUGAAGUUAAAAGAAAAGAAUCUCGCCCAUAUAACGAGUCUCGACGACGACAAAUGUCUGUUUCGCGGCAUCGAGCUGGUAGCGCAUCAGAUACGGAGAGGAACGAGCCAGCUGUUAGACGCAGACUUGAUGAACUUAUCGCUUCACUGAAAGCCAAUUUGGCGACUCAAACUUCUUUAGCAAAAGAAACACGAAGUCUGAAGAAAACAAUCGAAUCGCAAGAUGCAUUAGUGACCAAUCUGCAAGCCCAAAUUAAUCAAUUAGAAUUGGCUUUAUCGGAGGCACAGGUCGAAAAUAAAACCCUAUCUACCAAGCUUGCAGCGAGUCGCAAGAUAACGGCAUCAUAUGAGAGCGCGAAUGUCAAAGUUCCAGGUAGCGCUAUAAAAGCCAAUGGUGGCAUGCGCAUGAUUGGAAGCCAAGAGGCGGCUCAAGCCGCACAAGCCGCUCAACUGAAAGAAGAUUUAUACAGUGAUUUGACCGGAUUAAUUAUACGGGGAGUCAAGCGAGAAGCAGAAGAAGAUGUCUUUGACUGUAUACAGACUGGUCGUAACGGCACUCUUCACUUCAAACUAGGUGUUGAAAACGAAAAAAUGGCAAACGGUGAUGCAGAUUGCCGAUACACACCACUCCUAGACCCCAGCAGAGAUAAACCAUUACUAGAGUUGUUGCCAGAUUAUCUUGUAGACGAAAUAGAAUUUCCAAGACCACAAGCUGCUAGGUUUUAUGCACGGAUUACGAGAGCACUCACCGAAAAACCUGCAAGUAUGGGCGGGCCUGUAGAUGAAAGUGAUGAGUAG
Messenger RNA from Sclerotinia sclerotiorum 1980 UF-70, 1374 nucleotides. RefSeq lists its product as hypothetical. The record is from RefSeq and is a predicted model, not a curated record. Bases 1 to 1374 code for a protein of 457 amino acids. Gene Ontology annotation, molecular function: protein binding; microtubule site clamp. The transcript is spliced from 3 exons. Gene Ontology annotation, biological process: attachment of mitotic spindle microtubules to kinetochore; homologous chromosome segregation; meiotic sister chromatid segregation. Gene Ontology annotation, cellular component: mitotic spindle; monopolin complex; nucleolus. Lineage: Eukaryota; Fungi; Ascomycota; Leotiomycetes; Helotiales; Sclerotiniaceae.